Arabidopsis lyrata subsp. lyrata is the source of this 1106-nucleotide messenger RNA. Its product is annotated as PLASMODESMATA CALLOSE-BINDING PROTEIN 2. The transcript has 4 exons. Bases 338 to 922 code for a protein of 194 amino acids. Lineage: Eukaryota; Viridiplantae; Streptophyta; Magnoliopsida; Brassicales; Brassicaceae. The record is from RefSeq and is a predicted model, not a curated record.
AACUUGUUUACAGCUUUCCCUUUUACUUAUUUUGUAAAUUUUUAUUUUCUUGAAGAAUCACAAUAUUUGUAAUAAUUUUUGAAAUUUAAAAAAGGUGUACUUACAAGUUCGGGUGUUCACACGGAGAGCUACAAUAAUGAAAAAGCUGACUCAAGAAGGGCUAUAGAAGAAACAAGAGUCACGGAACAAGUUGUCACUCUCAAUCUCCAGUACACACUAGCUUGCAUCACUCUCUCUCUUUCUCUUAUUCUUCUUCUCUAAAAUUAUCACAAGUGAAAUCUCUCUAUCUUUCUCUCAACAAGUCUAACAGUGACAUUUGUAUCUCUGAACUCCAACCAUGGCUGCUCUGAUUCUCUACCUUCUCAGUCUCCUCAUGGCUGGCCAUUCCAGUGCCUCAUGGUGUGUGUGCAAAACAGGGCUGAGUGACUCAGUGCUACAAAAGACAUUAGACUAUGCUUGUGGAAAUGGAGCUGACUGUAACCCAACUCACCCAAAAGGCUCUUGCUUUAACCCUGACAAUGUUAGGGCUCACUGCAACUAUGCAGUCAAUAGCUUCUUCCAAAAGAAAGGUCAAGCUGCUGAGUCUUGUAACUUCACUGGUUCUGCAACUCUUACCACCACUGAUCCCAGCUAUACAGGAUGUGCAUUCCCUUCUAGUGCUAGUGGUUGUAGUGGAAGCAGUAGCUCCACCGUGACGCCUGGCAAAAACAGUCCAAAAGGAAGCAACAGCAUCACCACAUUUCCCGGCGGAAACAGUCCAUACACUGGCACACCAUCUACCGGAUUAUUAGGAGGCAAUGUCACUGAUGCUACUGGAACUGGGUUUAACCCUGAUUACUCAACCGAAAGCAGUGGAUUCGCUCUCCAUUACUCCAACAACCUUAUGUUUACCGGCUUUUGUUCUCUCUUGAUGAUGCUUUGAAGAAGAGUCUAAAAUAUGUUAUUUAUGUUCUUGUUGUUUUAGAGAUAAUAUAAUCUGGAUUUCGGUUCUUUUAUCACUUUCCGGUUUUAAGAAAACAGUUAUCAAUGUAAAACCAAUUCUAUUAUAUAUCGGUUUGGUACGAAUUCAUUAUAUUAUAUCUAUGAAACAAAUGUUAAAGUUUGCA